AUGCGAAUCGGCGAUCUAAAGCGAGCUGUCGAAGAUGUGAUCCUGAGACCCGAUCAGAAUACCCUCAACGAUCUCGACAAACGUGACACGAUCGCCGCGCUCGAUCUUUGCCAGCCCGAGCCGUCACCUCCACUACCUGCAUGCCAGCCGUCUGCAGCCUCAAUGAAUGCCUGUUCAUGUUCGAGUGAGACAGUACCGGUAGACGUGCCUCGUCCACCGCCACCGCUCUGCACCAGUACCAGUCUCGACACAAUCGUUAAUCGUCCCCAGCCACUGCUUUAUCGACACUCGGCUGGUGUGUCGCGGCGACAAAGUCGUGUAUUGUCAACGCUGCAGUCGAAAAGGAAACGCAGUAAUUCAUUGACGAACUAUCAGAAAACUCCUGGUACAUCCGUUUCACUACCGCCUUCUGCUCGGCAAACACCAAUGCGGUUCGGUGAUGACGAUCCUCACAGGAGUUCACUUGGUUCGUCUGACUCGCAUUCUUCGGUGGCCCGAAGUGAAGAUUAUUCACAGGAUUAUGUGGCCGAGGAAGACGAAACAGUCAUCUAUCAAUACACGGAACCAGAUGCGGCACCACCACCUUCGAAGUUCACCACACUUCCGGCGAACUUUAAUCCUUAUCUGACGUACCGUGAAACCAGGGAGGAUGAAGCGAUGGAGUGCGAUUAA
Cooperia oncophora is the source of this 672-nucleotide messenger RNA. Lineage: Eukaryota; Metazoa; Nematoda; Chromadorea; Rhabditida; Trichostrongylidae. The record is from the annotation of a GenBank genome assembly.